UGUAUCAGAUUUCUUCUACCUUGUUUGUGACCUGGUUUUUAACUCUUCCUAAAACCCUUGCCUUUCCCUCUCCUCUCUCCUCUGAAGCUCACACAGAUUCCAUCGCAAUCGGCGUCGCCGCCUCUGGUCGCUGCUAGUCGGCGAUCCUAGUCUUCCACUAAUUGCACUUGAGCAUUUGGUUUGUGUGAGGAAGAGGCAAUGGGCAACGGUCCAGUUCCCUUUUCAGAAAUUGGCAAACGAGCAAGAGAUCUCUUGACCAGAGAUUACAAUUAUGAUCAGAAGUUCUCCCUCGACAUACCAAGCUCUACUGGAAUGGGAUUUACAGCUACUGGAGUGAAGAAGGGUCAAAUAUUUGUUGGUGAUAUAAGCACACAGUACAGAAGUGAAAAAACUAUUGUUGAUGUCAAAGUUGAUACAUACUCUAAUGUUUCUACCAAAGUGACCUAUGAUGUAGCGCCUGGGACAAAAGCAGCAGUUAGCUUUAAUGUUCCUGAUCACAAGUCUGGGAAGCUCGAUGUGCAUUACCUUCAUCAUCAUGCUGCCAUUAAUUCUAGUAUUGGCUUGAACCCGAGUCCUCAACUGGAGGUUUCUGCAGCAAUAGGAUCCAAGGAUAUUGCUAUUGGCGGUGAAGUUGGAUUUGAUACCUCUUCGUCGUCUUUUACUAAAUACAAUGCUGGAAUAAGCUUCAACAAACAAGACUUUUCUGCUGCUGUUUUAUUGAUUGACAAGGGACAAACUGUGAAGGCUUCUUAUGCACACGUGGUUAACCCUUUGACGGGAACUGAAGUUGCUGCUGAGAUGACGCACAGAUUAUCCAGUUUCCAGAACAGCUUCAGCCUGGGAAGCGUCCAUAAGAUUGAUAGUCUCACGUCAAUGAAGACAAGAUUCUCCGAUGAUGGUAAGAUUGCUAUAUCUAGCCAACGGGAAUGGAGGCCUAAGUCACUAGUAACGUUUUCAGCAGAGUAUGACACCAAGGUCAUCAACACAGCUCCAAAAUGUGGCCUCUCCAUUGCUCUCAAGCCCUGAUUUUUAACAUUAUGAGGUUUGAUUUUUGAACAAAUAGGCAUUGAGCUUGAGGCGCUUAACGAUUUUUAUUGACCGGGAAACAAUAACCUUUUUUUACAAACAUUGAAAUGAUGGUGAUAAUUUUGGAUGAAUUCGUUUCCAGAAAUUGGAUAUUUGUUGUAUAAUUGGCCAGUAAGGCAAUAAGCAAAUAUUCUCCCCAUUGGGAUUUUAUAA
Messenger RNA from Salvia splendens (bonfire salvia), 1239 nucleotides. RefSeq names its product mitochondrial outer membrane protein porin 4. The record is from RefSeq and is a predicted model, not a curated record. Gene Ontology annotation, biological process: monoatomic anion transmembrane transport. NCBI's taxonomy places the organism in Eukaryota, Viridiplantae, Streptophyta, Magnoliopsida, Lamiales, Lamiaceae. Gene Ontology annotation, molecular function: voltage-gated monoatomic anion channel activity. The transcript has 7 exons. Bases 199 to 1026 code for a protein of 275 amino acids. Gene Ontology annotation, cellular component: mitochondrial outer membrane.